GAAUACUCUAGCUGCUGUGAUGUCCGAAACCAACUCUUCUAUCAGGCUUGAAACCUAGCACCGAUUGGUUUUGUGCACGGAGAUACGGAAUAAGUUGGCAUUGCUCCUGUGCAGUUCCUGCCUUUCAUAAAUUAUUGGAAGACCUCUGUCUUUCUCAAGGAAAUCAUUAUUCCAUCAAAGGAACCUGACUUCAGGUUCAACACAAAAACAUACUCAAACUAAAAAAUUAUACCAUAUCAGAUUGACAAGAUGGUUAACACUGGCAAGCCAUCCAGAGGAUGUUAUCUCUGUAGAUCUCGGCGAGUCAAGUGUGAUGAGCAAAAGCCAGGCUGUGGUAACUGCCAAAGGCUGAAGCGCGAUUGUCCUGGAUAUCGACCAGUAUUUGACGUUAUGCAUCGUAAUGGGACGAGUUCGACACAGCGCAAAACAUCUAAUGCAAUCGCAACUACAACAGCCCUUGCUGCAAUUCAAAUGGCUCGCCCUCACUACCGAAGUAAAUCAGAAUCUAAUAUCAUGCCUUAUACACGAUGGAAACCAAGACAGAAUUCCCUUCCAGAAGUCCAGAGGUUGGUAGAGGCAAUACAAAAUGGAACACAACCGGUAUGCCCGCCGUUGACAGCGGCAUUGGAAGAACGCGCAAUCUGUUUCUUUCUUUCCAAUUAUGUUUUGAUUCCCCACGGCGCAGUGAGAUGUGGCUUUCUCGGGUUUUUACUUCCAUUGAUGAAACUUCAACCUUCGGCUGUCCUAUCAGAUUCUCUGUCUGCGGUGGCGCUGGCUACCUUUGGAAAUCAACCAAAUGCAAGGAUGCUAAAGCCAAAAGCCGAGCAGGCCUACUCGAAAGCAUUACGCCAUGUCACUAAUGCCAUAAGCGAUCCCAAACAAGCGACUGAAGACACAACACUUGCAGCGGUGAUGCUACUUGCGUUGUUUGAGACUAUGGCAUAUAGUCUCGUGAAAGAGAAUGAAGGCUGGAACACAUGGAAUUCUCAUGUGACUGGUGCAUCCGCCCUUUUGAAGAUGCGCGACGUGAAAGGUCCGAUGACUCCAUUAACUUUGGAGUUGAUAUGGACCGUGAAAGGACACCUGAACCUGAGUUGUCUCCUCAACGGAAAGCUGUUCGAUAUCCCAGCGGAGUGGAAUGAAGUCCUUAAUAAGAGAAUAGACCAAACCAGAGGAGGCCCAACAAUGUGUAAUCGUCUUCAAUCUAAAGUUGCGAAAGCUCGUGUUGAAUGUGAUGAACUUAUGGCUAGCGCGAAACGAACUCCUCAAGACUUCGAAAAUGUUCUGAAUUUGAUGCGAAGAGCUGAAGCCAUAGAACAAAGCUACUCGGAAUGGGCAGAAUCAAUGCCAGCUGAUUGGAACUAUAAGCCUAUAGGAUGGAUCGAUGCCAUACCUGACGACAAACUUACCGAAUCGAAAUAUUUUCCGGGUAAGAUUGACAAGUACCACGAAGUUUGGGCAGCUCAUAUUUGGAACCUGUCCCGAGGAUCGCGAUUACUCAAUAAUAGUACUAUCGUCCGAUGUGCUGCAUGGCUAUGCUCACCACAAGAUUAUCGAACUACUGUGGAGUACGAGAAAGCUACCAUAUCCGGAAAAGAAAUGAUUCGGGACAUUAUUGCCAGCGUCCCUAAUUGUCUCGGAGAAAUACCAACAGCUAUGGAUAUCAAAACCCCUCCUGGGCACAGCUUCGCCUGCGGAGACGAAAGAGACGCCCGUGCAAAAGGUCUAUCUGGGCUUUUCAUAUUGUGGCCUAUGUUUUCCGCCGCUACUUCAGAUUUCGUUACCGAUUCGCAAAGAAAAUGGGUCUUAGGAAGGAUGAAGUAUGCGACAGAGGAGUUGGGAGUUAGCCAAGGAUCUACUGUAUACUCAGAGCAACACUGUUCUAUACGAAUUCCAUCUUCGAUGUUAAAGAAAGAUGGCCUCAUGCCUUCAAGGGUAGAGGAAAUCUUGAACCUUCAGAUUCCUCCUGUCCAACAAUCUUUUGAGAAUGUUGACGAAAUUUGGACCGAAAGGACCAGGAGCUUUGCUCAUUAUCCAACCCCAAGCCCAACAUCGACUUCUUCAUGCUCGCCGAAGGCCCAGCACGAUUGGAUAUUGUUGAACACUGAGUCUCAAGAUAUGAAUACAAUGAACAAUUGGCCGGAUCAAACUCAGUCUAUUUGGUUCAAUCCAAACUUGGAUACCAAUGUCAUCAACCCAGCAGAACCAGCUCAACAAACGUUGGCAGUUCAAAAUCCUCAUUCAGAUUACCUGGUUGAAUCUCAACCAGACAAAAUAUACCACGAGAGAUUUACAGAAAUAUGCAACAUAUGACAAGGACCGACCACAGAUGGAAGUUUGCAUGACAAUAUGACGAAUUUUAUGACUGGUAUUAUUGGUGUUGUUGGUAUUAGUGAGGUUGAUUUUUGGGGUACAUUUUCUGAGUUUAGCCGGUCCCGCGCUUGUCUACUUUUGAAUUUAGCGUCGAGUGGAAGCGGUAGAAGCGGAAGAAGCGAGGACAGUAAAGCUUGGCGAGGUUUUCCGAACAAGCCACAGCACUGUUGCUAUGUAUCAUUAUUAUUGUAACAAUGUUGUUGUAUAUUACAACGAUCUUUUAAUCAUUUGGAUAAAUUACUAGUAUGAUCGUUCCGUGUUCUAAGACAUUUGUCGCUGCUAGAUUGCCCUGAAGGGAGUAUCAUGAACAUGAAACCGUGCCAAUGCACAUGAUACAUUUGAUCAUCGAAAUAUAGUUCGCGGAGAGAUACUAGAAUCCAAUCAUGAUCAAGUUUCAAGAACAGGACACCUUCUAAACUUGAUCCCUGAUGCAAAAUUAAACUUGAUCUUAAACA
Messenger RNA from Botrytis cinerea B05.10, 2828 nucleotides. RefSeq lists its product as hypothetical. Bases 250 to 2313 code for a protein of 687 amino acids. Gene Ontology annotation, molecular function: zinc ion binding; DNA-binding transcription factor activity, RNA polymerase II-specific. Gene Ontology annotation, biological process: regulation of DNA-templated transcription. Lineage: Eukaryota; Fungi; Ascomycota; Leotiomycetes; Helotiales; Sclerotiniaceae. The record is from RefSeq and is a predicted model, not a curated record. The transcript is spliced from 5 exons.